ACGCAGCGACUAAUAGGAGCGAAGAUACAAUGAAAAAUGUGGAAAAAACAGUGCAGGUAAAAUCAUAGCUUAAAUCUUCUAACCACGCGGACGAAGUCGCGGGCAACAGCUAGUUUUAUAAUAAUUCGAACUGUUGUCAAUUACUUCUUAUUGACAUUUCAUUUGCACUAUCACACAGCUGCCAGCACGAUAUCUAGUCACGUAAAUAGAUUCGCAACUCCAACUUCCUUGCUCGGAACACGACACUUUGUCGCUUUAUUUAAUUAGUCUUUCAUUAGCAUUGUCAAUUACUUAACUAGUUGGUAGUUUAAUGUAAACGAUGUUUACAAAUUGUGAUAAACUUUAACACGAGUGAAUCGUCUGUUGUGAGCAGUUUUGACAGAUGAUUAAAUGCCAACAAUUGUACAGCCGGUGACAGAAGUCGGAGUGACAAAUUAAAAUAAUUUACUUUUAAAUAAGCAGUCUUGAAAUAGCUGUUUUACCAGAUUGUUUACUUAUUUAUGCCUACCACAAUCGGGCAUUUUUUGAAGAACAAUAUUGUACCACUAUUAUUUUUUUUGAACACUGUGUGUAUGCUACGUGUUUUCUAUUCGUUUAACAAAACAGGCACAUAUUUCGGGAAGAAAGACAAAUUCGUAUUAUUUUGGAUAGGCUCUGCUGCUAUUUGCAUUCACUUACAUUGCUUAUACAAACAUACUAAAGUCUGAUUCAAAUACAAAUAGUUCAAAUAUUUUAUUAAAAACUCCUUUUUAAACAAAAACAAAACAAAAAAACGGGUUCCAUUUUCAAACUGCAUAUCACCGCUCCAACUAGUUGUACAAGUCUCCUGAGUGUGACGCGAUCAGUCGCCCUCGGGACCCCGCCAUGACCGAGUGUCUGUAACUUCUGUAAGUGAUAAGUGAGUGAUACUGUUGCGAGUGUGAACUGUGGUAGGGUACUGUGAUUUAUUGUAGAGAUAAACUCCAAAAUUGAAAAUACUAUGACAUAGUGUUCCGCGAAGUGUUUUUUAUAAUUAAAAAAAAUGACUUCCCGACAAAGUCGUGCAUCUGCUGCGGCGGUCAGUGCAAUACUGACGCUAAUAGUGUGUGCAAUGUAUAAGGUAGCUUCGGCAGAGGGAAGGGAUGAACCACACAAGUUCACAAUUGAAGAACUUCUGUCCACGCACUUCGAACACAAAGACUCCGGUGACCUUGGAAUGGACCCUUGUAAAGCUGAUAACUUCCAAGGUGACAUCGCUAUACCGAACGUGGACUACUUAAAGCCCCCGACUCCAGCUCCCGUUAACAAAAUCAAUAAAUCAUUGCAAGAAGAAGUUGAGAGGUUGAAGAAAGAGGUGCUAUUAGAAGGGCUACAAGUAGAAGAGGAGGGACUUCCUGAUAUUUUGAGGAAGAGAACAAAACAGCCGCUGCCUUUGUCACAGCAGAAGCCGAAGAAAUAUAACGAUGCCGUGUUAAUGACUAAGGUUCUACCUCCCGGAUUAGAUAAAUCGAUGUUGUUAAAAAACGGCAAAUUGCCUCCGGAUGAAAUGUUGGAUACUUACACUAAUGUGACUAAUCAAACGAAAUCAGAGCUCUUGAACCAAACAAUGAUCCAAGAUAAUCUUACUGAAUCAGAUAGUUUGGAACAAGAUGGUGUUUUAGUUGUUAAUGUUUCAACUAACAACAUACUGAAUUUGGACGAAUUAUAUCCAUACAUUCAGAUUUCUAACGUUUCGAACAAAAUGGAUGAGAUCACAAAUAAAAUACAGAGUAACAGUCGAGAGAUUACAGGUGACUCAAAAAAUAAUUUAAAAUUCAAAGACAUGCCUGAGAAUAUAACGAUUGCUCCUGCUCCCACUAAUGGUGUUUUGCCAUCGAGUGAGCAAGACGAAGAUAAACUGAUCAAUAAAACUGAUAUGGAUGUGAUUGGCAAGUUGCUGGAACCUAAUUUGUUAAGACCUACUGAAAGCCUACAAAAUUUGAUGGAGGAGUUCGGUGGCAGAAAAAUCAAUAGACGAAGAAGACGGAGACACGGUAAUGGGAGACGGUUAAGAAACGUACACUCAAGUGAAAGGUCAGGACAAAAUGCUCUAAACACAUCAGACGCAAAACCAGAAACGCGAUUUGUUAGGAAAAAGUUUUUUCGUCACCACAAGAAGCAUAGCACUGAGGAACACGCAGAGAAGAAAUUUGAAAUUCCCGAACAUGAAUUUGAAGAAAGAUUUGAAGUGAAACCUCCUCCGAAAGUAAAUGUCAAUGUAACCGAAACAAAGCAGUUUAGUGACUGGUUUUUUCGAGAUGAUAUGGAAGAUUUAGAGGCUUCUGAUAGUAGUUCCUACAACGCAACUGAAGCAAAAAAGCGUCACCGCUCUAUACGUGCUGCAACGAACCGAAAAGAAAGGAUUUGGGAGAACGGCGUGAUCCCGUACGAAAUCGACGGGAAUUUCAGCGGAGCUCACAAGUCUUUAUUCAAGCAAGCCAUGAGGCACUGGGAGAACUUUACUUGUGUGAAAUUCGUCGAGAGGGAAGCAGAACUGCAUAAAGACUACAUAGUGUUCACUGAAAGGCCUUGUGGAUGCUGUUCAUUCGUCGGCAAGCGUGGUAGCGGUGCUCAAGCUAUAUCCAUCGGCAAGAACUGCGAUAAGUUCGGUAUUGUUGUGCAUGAGCUGGGUCACGUGGUCGGCUUCUGGCACGAGCAUACGAGACCUGAUCGAGAUCGGCACGUGCAGAUAAUACGGGAUAAUAUAAUGCUGGGCCAAGAAUACAACUUCAACAAACUGACUGAAGAAGAAGUGAAUUCUCUAGGACAGACAUAUGAUUACGAUUCCAUAAUGCAUUACGCGAGAAAUACGUUCAGCAAGGGAACGUACUUGGAUACCAUAUUGCCGCUAGAGGUCCAUGGGAAGAAACGGCCGGAGAUCGGGCAGCGAGUGCGGCUGAGUGCCAGUGAUAUAGCGCAGACUAAUCUACUGUAUAAGUGUGCAAAGUGUGGGAAGACAUUGCUUAGUAACUCUGGCUGGUUCAACUCGCCCGGGUGGGGCAGUGAGACGCCGCCGACGACGCCGGAGCGCUGUGAGUGGCGUAUCGUCGCGACGCAUGGAGAAAGAGUCGUAUUGAAUAUAACUGAAAUAGACAUCCAUAAGUCUGAAGAAUGCCGAACCGAGUGGGUGGAGAUUCGAGAUGGAUACAUGCCAGAUGCUCCUGUUCUUGGCAGGAUCUGUGGGUCGGGGAAAGGCCCGAUGAUGCGGUCGACUGGUUCAAGACUCACUGUUGUGUACCAGCCUGGACCGAGGCCUAAACCUCAUCGGGGAUUUAGGGCGUUUUAUGAAGCUGUAUGCGGUGGAGAUAUAGAAGUGGACAGUACUGGACAUCUGGAAUCACCUAAUUACCCUGACGACUAUCAACCCAAUAAGCUUUGUGUUUGGCGGCUCUCUGUACCCCAGGAUUAUCAAGUAGCACUGAGAUUCCAUUCGUUCGAAGUGGAAAACCAUGAUACUUGCUCAUACGAUAAAGUGAAGGUUAGAGAUGGUGACUCCAUGGACAGCCCACUUAUCGGCAUGUUUUGCGGACAUAAAAUCCCACCAGACAUAAGAUCUACCUCAAACAAACUACUAGUCAUCUUCGAAUCAGACAGCACCGUCCAGAAGGCUGGUUUCUCAGCAACUUUCAUGAAGGAGUUCGAUGAAUGUGCUUCUAUUGAGCAUGGAUGCAGUCACUCCUGUGUAAACACGCUAGGAGGAUACGAGUGUGCGUGCAAUAUUGGAUUUGAACUGCAUUCUGAUGGAAAGAAGUGUGAAAAUGCUUGCGGAGGCUCGCUCUACGCACCUAAUGGGACCAUCACGUCUCCGUCCUUCCCUGAUCUCUACCCACCGUCCAAGAACUGUUUAUGGGAGAUCGUCGCACCGCCACAGCACCGGAUCACACUCAACUUCACACACUUUGACUUAGAAGGAAAUAAUAUGUACCAACAGGAAUGUGAAUAUGACAGCGUCACGGUACACUCGAAGUUAGGAGCUGAUGUUCUGAGGCGGCACGGAGUGUACUGCGGUUCUGCAUUGCCACCGCCAGUUACUUCUGAUGGAUCUGUAUUGAGAGUUCAGUUCACAUCGGACGGUUCAGUCCAUCGUUCUGGUUUCGCUGCAGCCUACUACAUAGAUGUAGACGAAUGCGCUGAAAACAAUGGCGGAUGCCAGCACGAGUGUAGGAACACACUGGGAGGCUACGAGUGCGCUUGCUACAGCGGCUUCACUUUACACCCCAACAAUCAUGACUGCAAGGAAGGCGGCUGCAAGCAUGACGUUACUCAACCACAUGGCACCAUUUUCAGUCCAAACUAUCCGUUAACAUACCCACCGAGAAAGGACUGCGUUUGGCAAUUCUCUACAACUCCAGGACAUCGAAUCAAGCUGAUCUUCCAGAAGUUUGAAUUGGAACCCCAUCCCGAAUGUGCGUACGACUACGUGACCAUAUACGACGGUGCUUCAGCGGAAGAAAAGACGCUGGGCCUGUUCUGUGGCAACAGACUUCCACAUCCAAUAGUUGCGUCACAAAACCAGAUGUACGUUGUAUUCAAGUCUGAUGGAUCUGUACAGAGAAACGGCUUCCUUGCUAAUCAUUCAACGGCCUGUGGCGGUUAUCUAGCAGCAACAGAAGCUGUCCAACAUCUUUACUCUCAUGCACGAUAUGGUGAUAACGCAUACGAGUCAAGGGCUAACUGUGAUUGGAACAUUGAAGCUCCUAGGAACCAUUUCGUGCAACUGACGUUUUUAACCUUUGAGUUAGAACCUGAAGUUAACUGCCGCUAUGACUACGUGCAAGUAUUUGGUGGCUUGGACGGUAGUAGAGGAAGCUACGGCACCUUCUGUGGAACUAAGAUGCCGCCUGAAAUUGUUUCUACUUCAGAAGCCCUUCUAAUUAAAUUCCGAACUGACGAUUCCUUAGUUUUCAAAGGCUUCUCAGCAUCAUAUCAAAUAGUAAAACCGGUAUGGAGUGAAGAGGACAGCGUGGAAGGUGCAGAAUAUGAUGAAGAAGAAGAUGAGAGGAUGCCUCCUUUGGUAGUUGGCAGGAGGGGACUGCGAGCGCCCUCGCCAAGGUUCGUUCGACGACCUACGUGACGCUGGUCGGUGCCCCGACACCCCAGACACCGGCGACCGCACCGCAAUAGCCGGAUCUAAUCGGAUCGCAUUACGGUUUUUCAUUAAAUUUUCAGCCGGCAACACCAAGUCGGUCGUUACCGGCAAAAUGACGUUUAAAAAUGUAGCAUUUUUGACAUUUUAUUCUUGCCAUAGUUUUAAGUUGCAAUACCUUUUAAUUUAAAUAUAUUUUAAACAACUUCAAAUUCAAGACAUAUGAUUGUUAUUAAAUCCGGUCAAUUAUUGUUAAAGAAAAACUGCUUGCAUUUUUAAUUUAACGACUGAAAGAAAAUGUAAAUAAACUAAUAUUCCUAGUCUAACAUUAUUUAGGUCUAUUACUUAAAAUAGUGGUUACCGUACAAUGCUCGAACGAAAGUGUAUGAACUGCAUAAUAUUUGUAAGAAUGGUACAUGACGUUACUUAUUAUCUUAUGCUUAUCAUAAUAAAAACAUAAUAAAAUAAACAUUUUUACCAAAGAUACAAUGUUCAUUGUAGUAAAAUGAAUAGAUACUAUAAUUAAGUAAGAUGUGAUUUUUUUUUAUGAUAUAUUUCUUUUUUAAAUAGUGAACAGCUAUUAAAUUAAUAGAAAAACGCACAUAGAAUCAUUUUUCCAUUUACAUGCAUGUAAACAUGACUUAUCUAUGUAAUAAAAUUAGUGAUAGAAUUUGAGACAAUAUAUAAACUUAAGCGUUAUUUUAAGAUGUAAAAAGGUAGUUUUUAAUAGGUAUUCAGUUCAUAUCAAUAUUCGAAUACUUUUAUUGUAUACUAGUAGAUAAGUAUUUUGCUGAUAACGUUUUUCUUCUAUAAUGCGUGUUUCGGUUAAAAUCGCAGAUUAAUCAUCAUUUAUGUAACAGUAAUUUGAAUGCCAAAGCAAUGCACCAAAUGUCAAACUAUUUUUUAAUUUUAUAACUGUACCUUUAUGCUGUUGUUAGCAAGUACAAUAUUUACUAGAUUCAAUUUAUGGUAGCAAUUAGAAUAAUAACCGCUCAUUACGCAAGUAAUUAUCUUAAGUACCCUUUUUCUAUGUUACUGUACUUAAAUACCUAAUCCUUGACAAGUAAUAAAAUAUAAUCUCAAAAAUUGUUUCGUCUUAUAAUCAGUGUCUGGUGUUAACUAUUAAAAUUAUUAUCAUUAAUAAAUUCCUUUCACAAUAUUAUACAAAUUAUCAUUGUGCCAAUAUAUAUGGGAUACUUAGUUGAUGUUAAUGCCAUAGUGUAUGAUAGGCUAGUGUUUUAUAACUUAAUCAUGAAUAUUUAUACGUAGAAAUGUUAUUUUUAUUAAAAUGCGAAGAAACAUAA
Molecule: messenger RNA, 6408 nt
Organism: Trichoplusia ni (cabbage looper)
Lineage: Eukaryota; Metazoa; Arthropoda; Insecta; Lepidoptera; Noctuidae
Gene: tok
Product: tolloid-like protein 1
Exons: 20
Coding region: 1022-5092 (1356 amino acids)
Biological process (GO): proteolysis
Molecular function (GO): calcium ion binding; metalloendopeptidase activity; zinc ion binding
Source: RefSeq, a predicted model, not a curated record